Molecule: messenger RNA, 692 nt
Organism: Notolabrus celidotus (New Zealand spotty)
Lineage: Eukaryota; Metazoa; Chordata; Actinopteri; Labriformes; Labridae
Product: GTP-binding nuclear protein Ran-like
Exons: 1
Coding region: 47-433 (128 amino acids)
Biological process (GO): protein import into nucleus; ribosomal subunit export from nucleus
Cellular component (GO): nucleus; cytoplasm
Molecular function (GO): GTPase activity; GTP binding
Source: RefSeq, a predicted model, not a curated record
AGGGCUGAGAGAUGGCUACUACAUUCAAGCCCAGUGUGCUAUCAUCAUGUUUGAUGUCACCUCAAGAGUCACCUAUAAGAACGUACCCAACUGGCAUCGUGACCUGGUCCGUGUCUGUGAGAACAUUCCCAUUGUCCUUUGCAGAAACAAAGUGGACAUCAAAGACAGAAAAGUCAAAGCGAAGAGCAUUGUGUUUCACCGCAAGAAGAAUCUGCAGUACUAUGACAUUUCUGCCAAGAGUAACUACAACUUUGAGAAGCCCUUCCUGUGGCUAGCAAGGAAGCUGGUCGGCGAUCCUAAUUUGGAGUUUGUGGCCAUGCCCGCCCUUGCUCCCCCAGAGGUCCAAAUGGACCCAGUCCUUGCUGCAAGAUACGAGGAAGAGCUUCAAGUUGCAUCACAAACGGCACUCCCUGAUGAAGAAGAUGACCUCUAACCUGUUACCCUACUAUGUCCCUCCAUCCCCCCUUAACCGUGGACAGGAAGUUGUUGGAAUUUGCCCCCCUUACUGUAAAAUCCCUUUUCAGAUUUUUUAUUUUUGAAUUUUUUUUUAUUUUUUAUUUUUUUAAAACUAAGAAAAAGAACUUGGUGAAAAAGUUGUUGUUCUAAUUUCACUGUUUAAGACACACCCAUCCUAGUGUUGUCAAAGGCAUGGCAACGUGCUACUCUUCAUCGUCGAGCAACCACCACUGCAC